ACAACAGUUUUAUUUUAAUAAAACAUCAUGUCCGAUAGUGAAAGUAGUGAGGAGGAGGUGGUGGAAGAAAUCCUCGCUCCGCCGGAGGAGAUAAGUUCAGGAGAAGAUCCACCUAUGAGCGAGUGGUCCUCCCUCAUCAUAGAGCUCCCGGAAGAAAACAAGAAGAGGGCACUCAUGGCGGACGGACUAUACUCGCCGGGGAGCGGCGAACUGUGCACCAAAUACGUAGCCAUGUCAGACAGCGACAUCGCUAUACAUCCAUAUUACAACUAUCCAGCUGUCCUAGACCCUGGCAUAAUGGAUGCUCUAACGAUUCCCGAAAAACCUGUCAUAUAUGGAGACGACGGUCAAGACCUGUACUUGGCGCUGUGCAAAGAUAUGAACACUUGUCCAGUGGGAAUGUUUCACAGAAGUUUGCUUACAAACGAGAUUAACCUGAGCUUUUAUGGAGUCAAUCCUAAUGGAGUACGUCCAAUGGCGAUGGCAUUACAAUAUAAUAAAACAGUUCGUCGCUUCGAUCUCACUGACAACUUUCUCAACGAUGACUCAUGCUUCCAUCUGGCGCAAAUGCUAACAGUUAAUAGUACUAUUAAAGAAUUGAUACUGUCAGGAUGCCGGAUCGGAGCUUCAGGGAUACUGCGUUUAGGAAGCACGUUGUCAGUCAAUAGAAGCCUAGUGACGCUGAAUUUAGCAGGGAACUGUUUGGGCGAGGAUGGUGGAGUUUAUUUUGCGAAACAAAUUGGAGAUGGUGCUGGAGUUCCUCGCGUGUCAUUGAGUAAAAAUGAACUUGGCAGAAUGACUGCGUUUGCACUCGCAGAGGCGUUGGAAUAUCGAAAUAAACUGACACAUCUAGAUUUGUCUUGGAACAAUUUCUUUCACGCUCCGUCGGUGGUAAAAAUGCUCGAUCAACUGUCAUAUAGCAAAGUAUUACAAGAAUUGAAUUUAGCGUGGAAUUCCAUGGAAGGGGAGCGUGUUGCUGGUAUGCUGAAAGAAAUUUUUCUCAUCCCCGCUCUAAAAGUGCUAAACAUAAGCCACAACCGAUUUCAAGGUGAAGCAUUAGCGUUGCUUUUAGGAAACCUAAUAAAAGCGAAGAAAUUGGUAACCCUCGACAUGUCCUUCAACCCUUUCAGCACCGACGACGCUUAUCAUGCGUUAGAGAAGAUGCUAAAACCUCGUGUAAAGUUAGAUAAUUUGUAUCUCGAUGGCAUCACUGUCGAAAAAAAGUUUCUAACACUACUCGAGAGAGUUUUGAAGAUGAAGUCACGUAAAAACUUUACUAUAAAACAUGGCAGAGUCCUCCACAACUGGACCGUCCAGGGCCCAGACCCGAGGAAGUUAAUAAUGGAGAGAAUGGAUUACCUCGGGAAGAGAGACAGGAAGCGCCGUAUGGAUGUAGCCUUAUUCUUUUUGAGGAUAGCGAAGGAAUAUCCCAAACCGAUUCCAAUUAAAGCGCUGAUAGACGUGAAAGACUACGAAAAUGUGCCGUUGGAUGAUGAUUUGAUAAAUGAGUUGGGGGCAAUCUUCCCGGGUCCUAAAACAGCAAAGUACAAGACUAUAAACAUACAGACGGUCUGUGAGUACAUAAACCGAAUAUGGCCGGACAGGAAGCUGCCCCCGACUCCGCCACCGGAGCCCGAGCCAGAACCAGAGCCUCCACCACCACCGCCUCUACCAAAAGGAAAAGGAAAGGGGAAGAAAUGAUGUUUACGUUUUAAUACAUUAAUUUAUUUCUUAGACAUAUUUUUCGUAUUUUGUAUCGAUAUA
Ostrinia furnacalis (Asian corn borer) is the source of this 1764-nucleotide messenger RNA. RefSeq names its product protein NLRC3-like. The transcript has a single exon. The coding region runs from base 28 to 1701 and encodes 557 amino acids. Gene Ontology annotation, molecular function: protein binding. The record is from RefSeq and is a predicted model, not a curated record. Lineage: Eukaryota; Metazoa; Arthropoda; Insecta; Lepidoptera; Crambidae.